Gossypium raimondii (Peruvian cotton) is the source of this 2003-nucleotide messenger RNA. Its product is annotated as 1-deoxy-D-xylulose 5-phosphate reductoisomerase, chloroplastic. The transcript is spliced from 13 exons. Gene Ontology annotation, biological process: isoprenoid biosynthetic process. Gene Ontology annotation, molecular function: protein binding; 1-deoxy-D-xylulose-5-phosphate reductoisomerase activity; manganese ion binding. NCBI's taxonomy places the organism in Eukaryota, Viridiplantae, Streptophyta, Magnoliopsida, Malvales, Malvaceae. The coding region runs from base 197 to 1618 and encodes 473 amino acids. The record is from RefSeq and is a predicted model, not a curated record.
CGCCAGCAGACCACCCCCACCACCCUUUGCCACUUCCACAAACUCCCCCACCUCCACACAUUUAUACCAAUUCCUUAUUCAAAGAGUUCUCAAAGUUUUUUCUUUUGGCACCCCCACUUUUUAUUUUUCCAAAGCCUAGCCUGGUGUGAUUUCCUUUUUGUUUUGAGUUAAAAGGGAGUUCCUUUUCACAGUUAUCAUGGCUUUGAAUUUGGUUUCUCCUCCUGAAAUCCAUUCUAUCUCCUUCUUGGGUUCUACUAAGUCCAGCUCCUUCUCCAAGCUAUUUCCAGGGGGUUUUGUUUUGAAGAAGGACUGUGGCACCACGUUUGGGAGGAAAGUUCAAUGUUCAGCUCAGGCUCCUCAACCACCACCUGCAUGGCCUGGACGAGCUUUUCCAGAUCCCGGACACAAAACUUGGGAUGGCCCCAAGCCUAUCUCCAUCGUUGGUUCAACUGGUUCCAUUGGAACUCAGACGUUGGACAUAGUUGCAGAGAAUCCAGAUAAAUUCAGAGUUGUGGCGCUUGCUGCUGGUUCAAAUGUGACCCUUCUUGUUGAUCAGGUUAAGACAUUCAAACCUCAAUUGGUUGCUGUUAGAAACGAGUCUUUGGUAAAUGAACUAAAAGAGGCUUUGGCUGAUAUGGAGCAAAAGCCUGAGAUUAUUCCUGGGGAAUCAGGUGUUAUAGAGGUUGCUCGCCAUCCAGAUGCUGUCAGUGUAGUUACAGGGAUAGUAGGCUGUGCGGGAUUGAAGCCUACAGUUGCUGCAAUAGAAGCAGGCAAAGAUAUUGCUUUGGCCAAUAAAGAGACCCUGAUCGCUGGUGGCCCCUUUGUCCUUCCUCUUGCUCACAAACAUAAAGUAAAAAUUCUUCCAGCUGAUUCUGAACAUUCUGCCAUAUUUCAGUGUAUUCAGGGAUUACCAGAGGGUGCACUUCGGCGUAUUAUUUUGACUGCAUCUGGUGGGGCUUUCAGGGAUUGGCCUGUUGAUAAAUUAAAAGAAGUCAAAGUAGCCGAUGCUUUGAAGCAUCCUAACUGGAAUAUGGGGAAAAAGAUUACUGUGGACUCUGCUACCCUUUUCAAUAAGGGUCUAGAAGUCAUUGAAGCUCAUUACCUAUUUGGAGCUGAGUAUGAUGAUAUUGAGAUAGUAAUUCAUCCGCAAUCUAUUAUACAUUCAAUGGUUGAAACACAGGAUUCAUCAGUGCUGGCUCAGUUGGGAUGGCCAGAUAUGCGCUUGCCAAUCCUCUACACUAUGUCAUGGCCAGAAAGAAUUUAUUGCUCUGAAAUAACUUGGCCUCGACUUGAUCUUUGCAAGCUUGGUUCACUAACUUUUAAGGCUCCUGACAACGUGAAAUACCCCUCCAUGAGUCUUGCCUAUGCUGCUGGGAGGGCUGGAGGCACCAUGACAGGAGUUCUUAGUGCAGCUAAUGAGAAAGCUGUGGAAUUGUUCAUAGACGAAAAGAUCAGCUAUUUGGAUAUUUUUAAGGUGGUGGAAUUAACAUGUGAGAAGCACCAGGAAGAAUUUGUGGCCACUCCUUCCCUAGAGGAGAUUAUACACUAUGACCUUUGGGCUCGAGACUAUGCUGCUAGCCUACAACAAUCAUCUGGUCUGAGUCCCGUUCUUGCAUAACUGAUGGCUUGCACAUGUUACAAGACCAAACCAGGCUCUAUCUUGAAGACUCGGAAGUUCUCAGUUUAUGCCGAAGGCUAGCAUUCUUUCAAAGAUGCCUAGUAUCAUGUGUCUCGAUAUGAAGAUAUCGAUAUCAUUCCCCCGUUUAGUUGUAUAAUGUCCAAUUUAGAAGUGGCAAAUUAAAGAAUAUAGAGCAUGGCAUGUUGCGGUUGGGUGUAAACAUAGGACAAAUGCGAGCAAUCAAUAGCAGCCUCCUCUAAACAGGGUUGUUUUUAUUACAUCUAAUUGAUGUCAUGUUUAUGUUUAUGUUUUUUUUUUAUGAUAUCAUUGUACUGAAACUGUUAAAUAUUUAUAUAAAACUUUGACAGGUUAAUAGUGCUUGGCA